Messenger RNA from Trypanosoma rangeli, 1035 nucleotides. RefSeq lists its product as uncharacterized. The record is from RefSeq and is a predicted model, not a curated record. The transcript has a single exon. NCBI's taxonomy places the organism in Eukaryota, Euglenozoa, Kinetoplastea, Trypanosomatida, Trypanosomatidae. Gene Ontology annotation, molecular function: protein binding. Bases 1 to 1035 code for a protein of 344 amino acids.
AUGUCAGUGGUGUGGAAGUAUGACGGGGGCCGCGAGUCUAUGGCCUACAGCCUGAGGUCGGCGGAGAGUAUUCACGACCGUGUUGAUGCCUUUGUGCCGCCAGCCUACACCCGGCUGCCGCUGCCGCUGCCGCUCCAAGAAACCCGUACACACGGCGCAGCUCCUAUUAAAGGCAAGGCCUACGACGUUUUCAUGCGUCGCAAAGAAGGUCUGGAGUUUUUCCUCAACGAGGGGGAAGUGGACACAAAGCGAGCGCUACUGGAGGGGCUGACUGGUCAACCAGAGCACACCAUCAGGACGUCAGCGUCGUCGGCGCCGUAUGCAGCGGACACCGUGGCCUCUCGCAUGCGUGGCUCGCUCUGUGACGCCUCCCACGUGAGGUCGUCGCAGCUCAUGCUUCAGUUGGUGUCGCACGUUCUCUUGAGUCGCACGAACCCAACGCGGAUAGACACUGCAUGCAUUGCCACCGUGGACCUAAACCACACCGUGUUAGGUGCUGUCGGCCUCCACGAGCCUCUAUUCCAUUUUGACGCCCAUGGCGACCCGAUUCUGAGGCACAGUGAAGGUUUCUGUCAGUUUCCUGAUGAAAGACAUGGCAGACACAAAAUAAAGCAGGCCAAACUACAGGAGAUGGCCCUGCGCAGUCUCGCCCUCGCCUAUGUGACGCCGCUGCUCUGGAUGCCGGGAGGUGGGCGCUUCCAGGUCACACAGCUUAUAUGCCAUCAUUGUUGUCUGGGGGACCAGGACGCAAAGGUUCUCGCCCGUAUUUUGCGUAAGCGCCGCGCUCUCCGUCAUGUGUGUUAUUUAGAACACAUUGACCUUUCAUUCAACAAUAUCACAGACGACGGCGCUGAGGCGCUCAAGAAGGCAAUUAAAUACAACAAGUGCAUUCGAAGGUUGGUUCUGUUGGGAAACGAGGGCAUACAGAAGAUGGGGAUCCUUGAGUCAAUACAGAGGAGACUCAAACGGAAUCAGGAGGGGCGGGCCAAUUGGACUCUGCUGCAGCAUCUAAAGUGGAUAUUCACAGGUUCCUAG